Molecule: messenger RNA, 9489 nt
Organism: Habropoda laboriosa
Lineage: Eukaryota; Metazoa; Arthropoda; Insecta; Hymenoptera; Apidae
Gene: stan
Product: protocadherin-like wing polarity protein stan
Exons: 12
Coding region: 1-9489 (3162 amino acids)
Biological process (GO): G protein-coupled receptor signaling pathway; cell surface receptor signaling pathway; homophilic cell-cell adhesion
Cellular component (GO): plasma membrane
Molecular function (GO): G protein-coupled receptor activity; calcium ion binding
Source: RefSeq, a predicted model, not a curated record
AUGGCUCGCUGGAAAUGGAUCCUCCUCUCGUUCCUCGCUUGCUUCUGCAGCGUGAGCGAGGCUUACCUGGCCGUCCUCUCCUCGAGCACGCCAGCAGGUAGCAUAGUGUUCGAGGCAGGUGUACCACAGCUUGGCGGACGUCGAAAGUACGAGGUCUCGAACGAAAGAACCGCCUGGUUCGCCACGAAGCUGCUCAAGGUGCACCCGCACACAGGUCGCGUCACCCUUGCGCGACCCCUGAGCUGCGACGGCCUUCAGUAUCCGCGGAUCUUCACCUUCUACGUGGACUCGACCAGCUCCAGGCUAGGCAGACCCACCAUCGACUAUUACAGCCUCCCUCUCCGAAUCUUGAUCACCGGCUGCGGCGGCGAGAAUCGAGAUCUAGCCGCCACCAGAGGAUGGAUGGCGGAGACUUUGGCCUCGUACGCUAUGCCGAGCGCGGAAAGGUUCACAGAGGUCUGCCUUAGAACGUCGCAGCUGGUCGCGGCCCUGAGAGACUUCCUGCCGCAGACAGCGUUGAAGGAGUGCGAGACCAGGUGGGGCGGCGUAGCGGACCCUAGGUUCUUGAUCGAGGGUGCCGCGGGGGAUUUGGUCUCGGCUAGGGAGCAAUGCCUGGUCGAUCCGCUAUGGAAGAUCUCAGUGUCUAUGAACCUGAGGUGCGGCAUGGAUUCGCGGUUAACCGAUGCCGAGCAUCGUUUGAAGAUCGUCUUUCACCAUCGUCAACUGGACGACACGGAUCUGGGCAGACGAGUCCGUCGAGAAUUGAAGAAUCAGUCGCCGUACUUCGAACAGCCCUUGUACGUCGGCCUCGUCGAGGAGGAGAAAGAUCCUGGCGUUUAUGUAAUUUCCGUUCGAGCCAGAGAUCCAGAGGGUGGUACCGUUCGAUACUCCAUGAGCUCUCUGUUAGACGCGCGAUCUCAGGCGCUGUUGGUUCUCGAUCCUGUCUCCGGUAGGGUUACCACUCGCGCCAGGCUAGACAGAGAGAGCGUGGACGUUCAUUAUUUCCGGGUAUUAGCCGUGGACGAUUCGUUUCCUCCGAGAACAGGCACCUCUACUCUCCAAGUGAACGUCAUCGAUACGAACGAUCACGCUCCGAGCUUCGAGUGGCCGGAAUACGACGCUUCUGUCAGGGAGGGUGUACCUGUGGGGUCUACGGUGGUCACUGUGAAAGCGACCGAUCAGGACGCUGGCCGAAACGCCGAAGUCGAGUACUGUAUUCUAUCGACGACCAGCGGCACCGGAAUCGAGACUGCGGACGACGCUUUAACCUUCAGAAUAGACUCGAGAUCUGGCGUGGUUACCACGCGCACGCCUCUCGACAGAGAGAAGACCGAGGUGUACACGGUGAUCUUGAGCGUAUCUGAUCAGGCGACGCCGCCUUCGGCGCGUAAAACCGCGAACGCGACGCUGGUGGUCCAUGUGUUGGACGACAACGACAACUAUCCUCAGUUCACCGAACGUACGUACUCCGUGUGGAUAGCAGAGGACCUCGAUUAUACGGCGAAUCCGGUGAUAGCACGUAUACGCGCGACGGACGCCGACUCGGGGAAUAACGCAGCUGUGCGGUACGCCAUAAUUGGCGGGAACACGCAGAACACUUUUUCCAUAGACUCGAUGAGCGGUGAUGUGGCCCUCGUUAAGCCACUGGAUUACGAGUCCACCAGAAGCUAUAAAAUAGUAAUACGUGCUCAAGAUGGUGGUUCGCCAGCUAGAUCCAACACUACACAGUUGUUGGUACACGUGAAGGACGUUAACGAUAAUGCACCAAGAUUUUAUACCAGUCAUUUUCAAGAGUCCGUUUCGGAGAACGUGCCCGUAGGCUACUCGGUGCUCAGGAUACAGGCGUACGAUGCUGACGAAGGUGCGAACGCUCAGAUAAAGUACACCAUUGGGGCUCGAGAUUUUUCUGGAGCUUCCACGGAGAACUUUCCUAUAACCGUUAACUCGGAGACUCGUGAACAAUGUUCUAGGUACCAGUUCACCGUGAUAGCUGCGGAUUCGGGGGAAGUACCGAAGACUGCGAGUGCUACCGUAAUACUCACCGUGACCGACGUGAACGACAACGAUCCCUACUUCGAUCCAAAAAACUACGAGGCAGUUGUGUCUGAGGACGAUCCUCCAGGCACUCCAGUCACCUCUGUCACAGCCACCGAUCCUGACGAGGACGCCAGGAUACACUACGAAAUUACCGCAGGCAACACAAGAGGUCGAUUCUCCAUCGCGUCUCAAAACGGACGAGGGCUAAUUACGGUAGCUCAACCGCUCGAUUAUAAGCAGGAAAAGAGAUUCGUGUUAACCGUGACAGCAUCUGAUAGUGGUGGUAGAACGGACACAGCUCUCGUUUACGUCAACAUUUCUGACGCGAACAAUUUUUCACCGGUGUUUGAAAACGCGCCCUACUCGGUCUCCGUAUUCGAGGAUGCUCCUGUCGGUACUACGGUUCUAGUUGUCAGUGCGACGGAUUCUGACGUUGGAAAAAAUGCUCAAGUCACAUAUAGCUUAGAUACGGACGGCGGUGAUCCAACGGUGUCCGAAUUUACUAUAAAUCCGCAAACUGGCGCUAUCACGACCACUAGACCGCUCGAUCGUGAACUUAUACCUGCGUAUUUGUUAACUGUUACCGCUAGAGACGGAGGCGUACCUCCACUGUCAGAUACUACCGACGUGGAGAUUUCUGUUACCGAUGUGAACGACAAUGCCCCGGUGUUCGAGGCUCCUCAGUACCAAGGAUCAAUUCCGGAAGAUGUCUUGGUUGGUACUAGCGUUUUAAGGGUCUCCGCGACUGACGCGGACACAGAUCUUAAUGGCAGGGUCAGGUACAUGUUAGACGAGGAUGGUGACGGUGCUUUCGCUGUAGAUCCAACUACAGGAAUAGUCAGGACGGGCAAACCAUUGGACAGAGAAUCCGUCGCGAGGUACACCUUGAAGGCAGUCGCCAUGGAUAGAGGUUCUCCUUCCCUUACAACCGCUGUACCUCUCAUCGUCAAGAUAGAGGACGUGAACGAUUCUCCACCCGCGUUCGAGAACGACAAGAUCGUCCUUUACAUAGCGGAGAAUUCUCCGAUAGGCUCGACAGUCGGUGAAAUUUACGCUCACGAUCCUGACGAAGGGCCAAACGCUGUCGUCCAAUAUUCCGUUAUAGGAGGCGAGGAUUCGAACAGCUUCGCCCUGAAUAUCAGACCAGGCGCGGACCGCGCGGAAUUGAUCACGCUCGAAGAACUGGACUACGAGUCGCCGAAGAAAAAGUUCGACUUAGUCGUGCGUGCCGCCUCGCCUCCUUUGAGGUCAGACGCUAUGGUACAGAUACUGGUCACCGACGUAAACGACAAUGCACCGGUGUUGAAGGACUUUCAGAUUAUCUUCAACAACUUCAAAGACUUUUUCCCAACUGCGCCUAUAGGCAAGAUACCCGCGGUUGACGCAGACGUUACCGACAAAUUAACCUACAUUAUACUGGCUGGUAACAACGCAAAUUUGAUCGACCUGAACAGAACCACCGGUGAGAUCCGCCUAUCGCCACAGUUGAAUACCAACGUGCCACGCGUAGCGACCAUGGAGGUGUCCGUCACGGAUGGUAUCAACGAGGUCAAGGCCACUAUGACUCUUUCUGUGCGGCUCAUCACCGACAAGAUGCUUCUCAACUCUAUCACCGUCCGAUUGGACGACAUGACAGCCGAAGCUUUCCUCAGUCCUCUCUUAGGAUACUUUCUCGACGGUUUAGCGGCCAUUAUCCCCUGUCCCAGGGAAAAUAUCUUCUUAUUCAGCAUACAAGAGGACGCAAAUGUAAACGGGAAAAUUCUGAACGUCAGCUUCUCCGCGCGGAAGGUCGAACCAGGUGUCUCGGACGAAUUUUACAGUCCGCAGUUUCUUCAGGAACGCGUCUAUCUCAACAGAGGCAUCCUGGCGAGACUCGCAACGGUGACGGUAUUGCCCUUCGACGACAAUCUCUGCGUAAGAGAGCCGUGUUUGAAUUUCGAGGAAUGUUUGACGGUUCUCAAGUUUGGAAACGCUUCUGGCUUCGCUAGCAGCGACACUGUACUAUUCCGACCGAUAUAUCCGGUGACAACGUUCGCGUGCAGGUGCGCGAGGGGCUUCACCGGCAGUAAAGAGUCUUACUUGUGUGACACGGAAGUCAAUUUGUGUUACUCGAACCCCUGCGUGAAUGGCGGCACGUGUUACAGAAGGGAAGGUGGAUACGCGUGUUCCUGUGGACCCGAAUUCGUCGGAGAAAAUUGCGAGAUAUCGUUAGACAAGGAUUCUUGUGCUCCAGGGGUUUGCAAAGGUGGUUCACAAUGUACGAUCAAAACUGCAGGUGGUUUCACCUGUGAAGGAUGCCCUGUAACCACUCUAGAGAACGUGACACCGCUCUGCGAGCUUAAAGCUCGCAGCUUUGGAUCUGCAACCUUUCUCACGUUCGCUUCGUUGAGACAGAGACACAGGCUGCACGUUAAAUUACGAUUCGCCACAGAAGCGACAAACGGUCUUCUACUCUAUAACGGCCGAUACAACGAGAAACACGAUUUCAUAGCCUUGGAGAUAAUCGAUUCCCGGGUACAAUUCAGUUUCUCUCUCGGUGAUGAGGUGACUCGGGCGAGCGCCAGUGUACCGGGCGAAGUUUCCGACGGCCAAUGGCACGAAGUGGAAGUCUCCUACAUAAACAAGACCGUGACGAUCUCUUUGGACAAUUGUGACGUCGCUCUAGCCUUGGAAUACGGCGAAAGACUGGGUAAAAGGUGGUCCUGCGCAGGAAGAAGCGAACAAGUGCUCGAAGAACGUUGCAGCAUCGUUACCGAGACGUGUCAUCGCUUCCUCGACCUAACAGGCCCUCUCCAAUUAGGCGGUCUACCCGCUAUACCCUCCAGCUUUCAGAUUAGAAACAAAGACUUCGUCGGUUGUAUCAGCGAUCUUUACAUCGAUCAUGUUUUCAUCGAUCUUAAUUCAUUCGUAGCUGAUAACGGCACCAACCCUGGCUGCCCCGAGAAAACUUCUUUCUGCGCGUCCACACCGUGCAAGAACAACGGCAAGUGUCGAGAGAUAUGGUCGGGGUUUGUCUGCGAGUGCGAGGAGAGCUAUGCUGGACCUACCUGCGCCGACGAAGUAGGCAAACCGUGGAACUUCCACGGCGACGGGAUGCUCAGCUUCAAUCCCCUUCUCAGACCCAUUCAGCUACCCUGGCUAACAGCGCUCAGCCUAAGAACACGAGUGAAGCAGGCGUUCGUCAUGAGUGUGCAAAUAGGGCAGAACAGUUCGACGCUGCUCGAGAUUCGCGAGGGGAAGUUGGUCGCGUUGUUGGACGGCGCGGAGAUCAUACAGACGUGGAGCAACAUCGCCGAUGGAGAGUGGCACAGAGUCGAAAUCCUCUGGCAGAGCGGGCACGUUUCUUUGGACAUCGAUUACCGCAAUAGACCGAUAUCUUCUUCUUUACCAGCGAAAUUACAGGGUCUCUACGUAGGCAGGAUUCUCGUAGGUGGGCCAGAACACUCGAUGAACUCUGAGCUGCCGUUCUUAGACGGCUGCCUCCAGGAUAUUCGUAUAGGGAACAAUCAGAGCGUACUGCUUCGACCGACGGUUCAGGAGAACGUCGCGACGGGCUGCACCUCAGAGGCAGAAUGUAACGUCGACUGUCCGGAGGCAUCGAUCUGCGUGGCCAAGUGGCAGACGAGCGAGUGCGUUUGCGCAGCUGGAAGGGUCGGACGCGACUGCGAGCGCGUCUGUGAUUUGAACCCUUGUAACAACACCGGCGCGUGUAUGGAGGAUGCUACGUCUCGUAGGGGAUACAAGUGUGAAUGCACCUCACCCGAGUAUUCUGGAGAUUAUUGCGAAAUCAAGGCAGAUCAACCUUGUCCUGCAACCUGGUGGGGAUCGCCAGUUUGUGGUCCUUGCCAUUGUGACGAAUCUAAAGGCUACGACCCUGCUUGUAACAAGACCACCGGCGAAUGUUAUUGUAAAGAGAAUCACUAUCAACCGUCCGACGGGAAAGAAUGUAUUCCCUGCGAAUGUUACGCGACAGGAAGCUUCGGUCCCCGCUGCGACACCGAGACCGGCCAGUGUAGAUGUAGAGUUGGCGUGAUUGGACGAUCUUGCACAGCGUGUCCUAAUCCUUACGCCGAGGUCACUCUUCGCGGAUGCGAAGUAGUGUACGACGGGUGUCCGAGGUCCUACGCAGAGGGAUUGUGGUGGCCUAGGACGAAAUUUGGUUUGAUCGCUGUGGAAGAUUGUCCUGACACGGCUGAAGGAAAGACUUCUAGGUCUUGCGACGACAAAUUGGGUGGCUGGCAGGAGCCUGAUCUCUUUAACUGCACCUCAGAAGCCUUCAUAGAGCAGAGACAUCAACUAGGUGCUCUAGAAACCAAGGAUUUGACCUUGAACACUUACGUCGCUGUUAAGAUAGCGAAGGAUGUCCACAGAGCGGUGAAUGUGACCAAAGAACUAUACGGUGCCGACUUGUUAAUCGCAGAGUCCUUCUUAGUUGCACUGUUGCGCUACGAAGAGAGCUUGGUUGGAUUAAAUUUGACUCACAGUCAAGAUAAGGACUACGUGUCCCAUCUGGUUGGAAUUUCAAGCCACAUUUUCAAAGCAAGAUACAUAGAGAAGUGGUCAAGAAUCGAGACUCUCAAUGGUGACACGCCUGACAAAGUUCUGGACGCGAUGGCGAAUUAUUUGAAGACCUUGACCGCCUCCCAACAUGAUACUUUCACAAAUCCGUUUGAAGUAGUCGACACUAAUGUCGUAUUAGGUUUGGACGUGGUAACUUCGGAAAGUUUAUUUGGGUACGAAACAGCAGAGUACAAGGAAGAUCCGUCAGCCUCUACGGCUAGACCAACAGAAGCAGAUCAGAAGGUGGUGUUGCCAGAUACUUCAGAAUUCUUGUCGUCGCCUACUCAUUUUGGUCCUUCGAUUACUUUCCCAAAGUAUAAUAAUUACAUGGCCGAUCCAAAUAAAUUCGACCCGUACUCGAAGAUACGAGUGCCUCUUAGCGUGUUAGGCAUCCAACCCUUGAUGCAGGGAGAGUUAAAUGUUAAGAAAAGUUUGGUCAAUAAAAAGGCUGUGUUGAGUUACGUGCAAUAUAAGCAGUUAGGUGCCCUGUUGCCUGAGAGAUUUGACGAUUCCGUGGCAGUUAGAUGGGGCGUAGAAGUAGCUGUAGGUUCACCAGUCGUAACAGUGUCCGUUCUAAUACCUACCGACAACGGUUACGAGUCUCUGACUGGCAUUCCCCUACAGUCCCCUGUUCAGAUUAGUCUUUGGCUCAGUGAGAAAGACGAGCUGAAAACUAGAACUAAUCCACAGUGUGUACAUUGGAGUACAGUUAGAGGAGGUGGUGAAUGGAGCCGAUUAGGUUGUACUACAGAGGUGGAGGAUGAUUCGCUGUCCUUUGGCACAAUUGUAAACUGCUCUUGCUUUCAACUAUCCACUUUCGCAGUACUGACAGACGUACUUGACCUGGAAUACGUCCCAGAACCGUCUCUUUUAGAAGAUGUAACGAGUUACAGCGCGUUUAUGCUCGCGUUGCCUUUACUUCUAUCCGCUUUGCUAAUUCUGGCCUUGAUACGUGGCGGUGGCACAAAUUCCAAUAGUAUACACAAAAAUUUGGUGAUGUGCGUUUUCUUCGCCGAGAUGUUGUACUUGAUUGCGCUGAAAGCCAGAAGUCCUCUAGUCUCGAAUGAGUUUCCGUGUAAACUGACGGCAAUUGGUCUACAUUACGCUUGGUUGAGUACAUUCUCGUGGACUUUAGUAGACUCCAUUCAUCUCUAUCGUAUGCUGACUGAAAUGAGAGACGUGAAUCACGGACAGAUGAGGUUUUAUUACACAAUGGGGUAUGGCGCUCCAGCUAUCAUAGUAGGAUUGACAAUUGGUGUUAGAGCUGACCAAUAUGGAAACUUUUAUUUUUGUUGGUUGUCAAUUUACGAAACUGUGAUUUGGUCUUUAAUUGGACCAGUUUGCGCGGCAGUGUUCGUCAACUCCUGCAUUCUCGUCAUGUCGAUACGGGCUGCUUUUACUUUAAAAGAACAUAUCAUGGGUUUUGGAAAUUUAAGGACAUUGCUCUGGCUAUCCGUAGCCUCGUUGCCUCUACUUGGUUCCACGUGGACCCUGACUGUUCUAAACGCGUCUGAAAAUUCUCCCAUGUUGUCGUACCUGCUCAGUAUAGCAGUAGUCGUCCAUGCAGCAUUCAGCUUGGUCGGUUACUGUUUCAUCAAUGGCAGAGUACGAAGAAAUCUGUACUUAAGUUUAUUAAGGUGUAUUGGAAAGAAGACACCUCUGUUGGAGGGAAGCAUGGGAAAUGGAAGCAGCAGUCAGAAUGUGAAUGGCCAUUCGCGUUCUGCGUUGGCCUACUCGUCAACGUACAGUGGAGCGGAAUCCGUGUGUAGAAGGGUUCACGUGGGAGUUUCGACGAGCAGUACAACUUCACGAAGUACAAAUAAAACUGGGUCCAGUCCUUAUCGUAGCGAUACACAUUUAAGACAUACCUCGACAUCCACGAGCAACUAUAAUAGCGACAGAGAUCCCUACAUGUCUUCUAGGAGUCACCGAUCAACUUUACACUCCAGACAAGAAGCGACAGAACCACGGAAUCAACGCAGAGAUUCCGAAUCAGACUCGGACGGAUCACAAGCUGAAGGUGGUGGGAGGAGUUUAGACCUUGCGAGUUCGCAUAGUUCCGACGAAGAAGAUGUCACGUCGAGAUCGCACAGAAAUAUGGGCGUUUCGGCGCAGCAACCUGUCACGCACAGUUAUUUACCAAACAUUCACAGCAAUCCUACCGAACACUUGAAUAUACUUUGUUCAAACACGGAACUCUUUCCGAACAUUAAACCCAUUUAUGCGCCUAGGUGGAGUUCUCAGUUACCGGAAGCGUAUUUAUCAUCAAACGUAAUGGACGUACGCGGAAGUCAAUGGUCAGGAGGUACCAUGUCUGAUAACGAGAUGGCCUCGAACAAGACUUCCAGUCCGAACCCACUGCCUUAUCCCGAAAUGAAUUCGCCACAAAAGAGUCAGCCGGAUGAGAAUUAUUCCGAGGGUGAAGAGAAGCUUCAUCACCUGGGAGAAAAGUAUUUGUUCCCAUACACGGCUGAAGAGGAUCACACUGUCUCGCCUACUCCGUACUUGCUACCCAUGUCUUCCCGUAUUCUCGCGUCCAGCAUGAGUCAUCACUCGCAAAACUCUAAUCACGAGAAUAUCAGUGGUUCGGAAAGGUAUGGAAGCUUGAAGAGAGGGCAGAGUCUGCAUGGAUCUCAGCAUGACAACGUUAGCGGUUCGGAGAGAUACGGUAGCUUGAAGCGAGGUAAAAUUACGCCAACUGUGCUGGAAGAUUCGCCGGAGUAUAUUCUACCGAUGAGCGGUAGAAUAUUGUCCAGUUCAUUGACCCACGAUCUCCAGCACAGCAACGAAUUGGCUGCCCUUCGACAGCAGCAACAACAACAGCAACAACAACAAUACGAGCAGACUAUAACAGAGACCGAGAAGGAUACUAAUGCGGAAACGUCGGUAUGA